CCAAGGCCCCCGGCUGGCGCCGCCGCCAUCCCGGCGCGUCACUGCGCAGGUGCGGCCCGCGAGCUUCGGGUGUCUUGAGGCGCCGGGCUGCGGGCUCUCAGGAGCGCGGGGGUUUGAGGCCUGCUUUCGGCUCGGGCCCGCCGAGCAUACCUGAGGCACCGUGGCGCAGCAAGCCGAGCAAGCCGAGCCGCCCCGCGCCCUGGGCAGUGUGGCCAUGGAGAAUCAGGUGUUGACGCCGCAUGUCUACUGGGCUCAGCGACACCGCGAGCUGUAUCUGCGCGUGGAGCUGAGUGACGUACAGAACCCUGCCAUCAGCAUCACUGAAAAUGUGCUGCAUUUCAAAGCUCAAGGACAUGGUGCCAAAGGAGACAAUGUCUAUGAAUUUCACCUGGAGUUCUUAGAACUUGUGAAGCCAGAGCCUAUUUACAAACUGACCCAAAGGCAGGUAAACAUUACGGUACAGAAGAAAGUGAGUCAGUGGUGGGAGAGACUCACCAAGCAGGAGAAACGACCACUGUUUUUGGCCCCUGACUUUGAUCGUUGGCUGGAUGAAUCUGAUGCGGAAAUGGAGCUCAGAGCUAAGGAAGAAGAGCGCCUGAAUAAACUCAGACUGGAAAGCGAAGGCUCUCCUGAAACUCUUGCAAACUUAAGGAAAGGAUACCUGUUUAUGUAUAAUCUUGUGCAAUUCUUGGGAUUCUCCUGGAUCUUUGUCAACCUGACUGUGCGAUUUUGUAUCUUGGGAAAAGAGUCCUUUUAUGACACAUUCCAUACUGUGGCUGACAUGAUGUAUUUCUGCCAGAUGCUGGCAGUUGUGGAAACCAUCAAUGCAGCAAUUGGAGUUACUUCGUCACCACUACUGCCUUCUCUGAUCCAGCUUCUUGGAAGAAAUUUUAUUUUGUUUAUCGUCAUUGGCACUAUGGAAGAAAUGCAAAACAAAGCUGUGGUUUUCUUUGUGUUUUAUCUGUGGAGCAUAGUUGAAAUUUUCAGGUACCCCUUCUACAUGCUAACGUGCGUUGACAUGGAUUGGAAGGUGGUCACAUGGCUUCGUUACACUGUGUGGAUUCCCGUAUAUCCACUGGGAUGUUUGGCGGAAGCUGUCUCAGUGAUUCAGUCCAUUCCAAUAUUCAAUGAGACGGGACGAUUCAGUUUCACAUUGCCAUAUCCAGUGAAAAUCAAAGUUAGAUUUUCCUUUUUUCUUCAGAUUUAUCUUAUAAUGAUAUUUUUAGGUUUAUACAUAAAUUUUCGUCACCUUUAUAAACAGCGCAGACGGCGCUAUGGACAAAAAAAGAAAAAGGUCACCUAAAAAGAAAGAUUUAGUGGCUUCUUGCCAGUUUGGGCCUAAUCUGAUUCUUACAGUUUUACCUUGUUGUACCAAUGUAAAAGUUUUUUUAAUGUUAAAUGAUGAAAUCCUCAGUGAGGCUAUCUUCCUUUUCCCCAGUAGCAUUCCUGAAUUUAUUGUUAUCUUAUUGUAGUACUUGCAUGACAUGGAUUCCUGAUAUCUGAUGAGGUUCAUUCUUGUGUAUUCAGUUAAUGACAGCAAAAGGCUCAGCCCACCCCAACUCUAGCUCAUGUUCAGUCUGUGUAAUACAUGCCAGAUAUUUUUUUCAAAAAGUGCUUUAUCCCUACAGUGUAUUGACAGUUCUUAUAGUUGAGAUUUGUUCUUUUCAGCUAUUGCUUGUGAAAAAAAGCAAGACUAUAUCACUCUAUAAAAGGCUGUUAAAGUGACUCAGGCAGGACUUAAUUAUUCGUACCUAAGGGGUUCCUUGUUUAGUGGGAUAGCACUGACUUUUUGAAAAUGAAGUAGACUGAGUCAUUGAUAAAACAUUUCUAAGAGUGGGGCUAGAGAACAUGUUUUACAUCUGACAUCCUUUGGCCUAACAUCUAUUACUAUAGUAUUCAGCAGUGUGGGCAUUGAAGAGGCACAGAACGCUUUGAAAGAAACUAAUCAGAAUCUUGGAACAUCAUGAUCAUGCCAUUUUUAAGUAAAUCAACUAUUUUUUCAACACUGAAGAAAAACGAACUGUUAUUUAUAAAACAAUGAAAUUACAAGUUCCAAAUUCAGCCAGGAAUGUGGCUCACACCUGUAAUCCCAGCACUUUGGGACACCGAGGUGGGAGCAUCAGUUGCAGCCAGUAGUUCAAGACCAGCCUGGGCAACAUAGUGAGACCCCUAUCUCUAUAAAAAAUUAAAAAAUUAGCCGGCUGUGGUGGCACAUACUUGUAGUCCCAGCUAUUCAGGAGGUUGAGAUGGGAAGAUCCUGAGCCCAGGAGGUCAAGGCUGCAGUGAGCCAAGAUUGUGCCACUGCACUGCAGCUGGGGUGAUAGUACAAGACCCUAUCUCAACCAAACCAAACCACACACACACACAACACGAGGUCCAAAUGGUAGCAGGGAUGCAAAGGGAACACAAAUAUUUAGAUCAAAGUGGCAGUAACACAGCUUACAGCCUUUGACAAACUAGAAACAUUAGAGUAGGCCAAACACACCUCCAAACUGUCUUAAGCUGUUCACAGACAUACAAAAUGGCAGCCUUCCGUCUCCCGCACUGGCCGAGUCCAUAAGCUGUUCACAGACAUACAAAAUGGCAGCCUUCCAUCUCCCCGCACUGGCUGAGUCCAUUUACUUGUAUACCUGUUCGAGUGAGUGGUAGCACUGUACAUUUUUGAAUAGACCUCAAAAACACUUUUCAUUCUGCUGCUGUUCAGUUGGUUUUUUAAACCCAUCUGCAGUAGGACACUGAAAACAGCGAGAACUUUGGGGUGAACACCUGCUGAUCCUUUAACAAGGAUUUCUGGCAGGAAACUCGAAAAAAGGAGAAGUGAAAAUUUAGACAUACGGUUGGCCACUGUAAAAAACAUCAGUUUCCCCCUCAUACAUUCCAAGUAAACCAAGUAAAAUAAGUGUUGGAGUAACGCUUGCAUGAAAGAAUUUAAGGAGUGAUAACUCUUUCAGUUCUGCCAUUCUCAACAUUCCUGGGGGAAAGGAGUCUCAGUGAGUUAAUACUAUGUCACUGAGCCCAACAUGGAAACUUUAACUAAAACAUCUGUUAACAUAGGCUGGCUGAUUUCUUAAAAAAUUGUUGCAUUGAAGGAUAUUUUGCAUGUCUGUAACACCUGUCAAUACUUGUUUGUGUCGAUUUCUGGUAUUCUUGCAGCUAUGUGUAAUUGGGCAGAUCAGCUUUGCAGUAGAUUAUGCUGCAUCCUUGUGGCAAAAUUCUGUAUUCUUAGUUAUUGUUACAAACCCCUUUAUUGCUGUUUGAAAAAGUGAACAAUUGUGUAUUUCCAGUAAAACAUUUACAAUCAAA
Messenger RNA from Saimiri boliviensis boliviensis (Bolivian squirrel monkey), 3303 nucleotides. It is a transcript of the gene HACD3, whose product is annotated as 3-hydroxyacyl-CoA dehydratase 3. The record is from RefSeq and is a predicted model, not a curated record. NCBI's taxonomy places the organism in Eukaryota, Metazoa, Chordata, Mammalia, Primates, Cebidae. Gene Ontology annotation, biological process: fatty acid elongation; very long-chain fatty acid biosynthetic process; sphingolipid biosynthetic process. Gene Ontology annotation, cellular component: endoplasmic reticulum membrane. Gene Ontology annotation, molecular function: 3-hydroxyacyl-CoA dehydratase activity.